AUGGGCGUCAGCCGCAUGGUCUAUGGCCAUAUCUUCACCUCGUGCGGUGCGAGGAAAUGCAGGGUUUGUGGGUCGGAGGCGCACGAGGCAAAGGACUGUGACGAUUCGAGGACGUGCCACGGGUGUGGUUCAUCAGCACAUCUGUGGAGGGAAUGUCCAGCUCGUCACAAGUCCAAUGCAGCUGCAGCUGGUGGGGAAUCAGGAGCAGGAGAGGGGGAUGGGGGAGGAGGAGGAGUUCCAGACCCAAGCCCGGGGCCAGAGGGAACACCAUCAACGACGGAGGAGGAGCCGAGAACAGCAGCAGGAGAGGGGGACGGGCAGGGGACUGCCAUAGCAGGUCCGGAAGGAGAGGAGGUGCCAGAGACGGAGGGGUGUGGGAGAGGAGGUGCCGGAGAGGAAGGAGACGGUCGGGGAGGAGCCAGCCACAGCCCCAGUAGGAGAGGAGAAGGGGGGGGGAGCGAGAUGUCGAGUGCCCGGGGGGACGACAUGAGGGAGAUGGUGGUCAGGGGGUCUCCCCACUGCCGGUGUCGCCGAAGAAGAGAGGGAAGAGGAGGGGGUGAUCCACGGACAGGAAGAGGGAAAUGGGUGGUGAGGGAGAGGAGGUGGCCAAGAGGGUCAUGGGGAGAAGGGCAGUGUGGGGGAAGAAUCUCCUGUGUCCUUUGCAAAUUGACAUUUCAUCACCAAAUGGACAUGGCCGUUUCUCGUAAACGGAACAGACUUCAAAGUUGAAACUCGGUGAGCAGAGGGGCGGCCAGAUGUACUUUUAGCCUGAAAACAAGAUAGCAUCGAGGCCACAACGCUCUUUGAGUUAAUGCACAUUUUCUGGGAUUAAAGGUCGCUAAUUUGACUGUUGCACGUCAAAGUACAUAAACCUGUGUAAGGAAAAAUAGAACCAGCAAUUUAUCUAUCGUAGUUUACAAGAAAUCGUACAACGUCAUCUUCGUGAUGAUAAAAAAAUAUAUGUAUUUUGUAGAAAAAGUUCUAGAUCCAGUUGAGGCGUGUUAAGGCGGAUCCGGCGCUCUACGUGAUUUCUGUGAUUUUCUGUAUAAAUUUGUCCACCUUCAACAAGUUAGGUGCAUUUUCAUAUUGCAAAUGUACAGCAAAUAGACAGUGUCCAUUUGCCAUUAGAUAUAUUGCCAGUGCCAAUAUUUAAUAUUGCAAUUGGACAGACUCACACAAGUAUUCUUUUGAGACCCAAAGAACCACCCCAUAAGCCCAGGACACAGAGACAGCACCCAUAGAGACAUGCUCUAGCCUGACAAGUGCUCACACUACCCAUCAGACCUCCAAGAAAAACUCACACACACAGCCAAGAUGGCGUGACACAGUGUGGGGCUUACAGACACACAGAGCCUGCAAUAGUUACCUGAAUUCGGACCAUCAAAGAACCGUCAGACCAAGAGCUCUGAAACUUUAAAAACCUGUUCUAAAGCUUAAGUCGGUCCUGCACAGUGAGUUAUGUGGCUCUAGGAGGUUCUCCGGCCGGGAAACAGCCUCGUCCAUUUGCUAUAUCUUCAAUUAAUUUUUAUCCUCAUGAAAAUGACGACAUUUAGAGAAGUCCCAGAAUCACAAUACUAGGUGCAUUUAAACCGCCCUGGCCCAUAGAAAUGGACCCUAUACAUUUCUGGCCAAUAGCUCGUUCAGGGAUCCCGUAGCAACUCCUGAAAAAAGUGAUUUUUCAGCACUAAUUAAGGUCGCUGCUCGGGCUCCGAAUGACCUAUCAAGCCGAAACUCGGGAUUCCGGUUCGCCUCAGCUAGGCCUACACAUAAUGUCAGAAUUGGAUCCGCAGCUCGAAUGUUGGCUUCUAAACGAGUUGGACAAAGUGAGUUUGGUGUCAGUAUGUAUCAGUUUGGUGUCAGUAUGACAUCUUAUUGACUGAUGGUUGACUUGAUGGCUGACUGUCCAAUUGCAGUAUAAAAUAUUGGCACUGGCAAUAUAUCCUAUGGCAAAUGGACACUUUCCAUUACCGAUAUGAUUAAAUAGGGAGUUCCCAUCACCAAAUGGUCAGGCUAAAAUCAUCACUGAAAAGCAAACGAAUGGCAUCACUGUAGUCUCUAGGCUGUUCCGAGUUCAACAAGGUGCCCCACUUGACCGUAGCUCGCUCGGUCUGAUUGCAGCAACUGUGCAAAUAAGUAGGCCCGGAAUGAAGCCUGACUAGUAGUGAUUUCAACAUGAUUUGACAUAUUGCGGCCUCUAGGUCACGCAGAGACACACUGUUUUUGACUAUGUCAUUGGGGGAGGUUGAGGUGGACAAGCCACAGAGUUAUUCUAGCUGCGUGCGGCGGUUCUUUCAGUUUGACCCCAUUCGAGUUGUUCCCCCUUAUGACAACAUUGGUUUACAGGUUAUGCUCUAACUCUGCUUCUGUUUAUUCAAUUUGCAAAAUUCCUUUUGCCACGUGUUCAGUGUCACCUUUAGCUUUAUAGAUAUCAAUAUGAAUAAAGUACAUGGUCCCCUUCAUAUCUUAAACGGGAAGUAUUAACAAUAAAUCUUAUGUCAAAUGCCAUUGUAACUAAUUGCCAUGGGAAAGCAAUCAAGUCAGCCAUCCCAUUGAUAAAUUCAUCAAAAACAGUCAAAGGACAAAACAUUUGAAAUGUAUUUGUACAGUAGAGUGUCCCAGUAGUGGACUUUAUUAGUUAAAGCCAUAGUGUAAUUUUUUGUAACGGGUAUGGAAUUGACUGAAUGCUGAAUAGCAGAGUAAGAGUGUCAUCAAUGUGAUCGUUUUAAUGGUAAAAUACUGAAUUUGACUGUGAGCUGACAGCAAGGUAGGAGUUGGAGGAGUAUUUUAGUGGGAGGAGUGUGUUUUGGAAAUCGAAUGUAUUUGACUAGUGUCACGACUUCCGCCGAGGCUGCCUCCCCGCCUUGUUCGGGCAGGUUUCAGCGUUCGUCGUCACCGGCUUACUAGCUACUGCCGAUCCCAUUCUCAUCACUCCACCUGUCAUGUCUUGUCUUGUCAAUCACACACACCUGGUGCUCAUUCCCCUAAUUAGUAUGUGUAUAAGUGUUCCCUCUGUUCCCCUUAUCUUUGUGAGUGAUUGUAUUUGUGAGAGCAAGUAGUUUGGUUGAGCCACUCUUCCAUUUGUUAUUGCCAAGGUGGAAUAGUUCCCUUGUGAUAGUUUCGUUUUGACGCUGGGUGCGUUUUAUUUAUGUAAACGGAAUAAACUCUGGACUUCGGUGUUUUACCUCCUGCGCCUGACUCCUUCAUUCACACCUCGUCACAACUAGAGGCUGACAGGCAGAGGAGGAGUGGAAGGAGUGGUGGGAGUGGUCUCAGAUGUGUUUAUAAGCAGCAACUAAAGCAGCCUGCAGCAUUCUACUUUCUGGAUUGCUUAAGUGAUUGUGUUAAGGUUUUUAUUUCCUGUUAUUUCACUUUUCAAUAGUAUAGAUGGCUCCAGUGCGUUCUUUAAUGCGUUCAUGUCCACUUUUCUGUAAGGUUGUGGUUGGCUUCAGUCCGCACCUUUGGCAAGUACAAAAUGUUAGGAACAAUGAGGAGAGGAUGCUCCUUUGUAAUUGGCAGUCGGACCGUGUCAAUAUCAGGCAGGAGAGGUGUCCAGUGACAGGAUGCUCCACCCAUGUCAGCAGGCUGGACCGGCAUAUGGACUCCCAUACAGACCUCAACAGAGCACAGAGGAGACGGGCUUUAGAGGAGGUGAAGAGACGGCUGACGAUGGAGAGGCUGGCUGUGGGGGUGGCAAAGAAGUCCCUCAGCUUUCAGGCCGAGGCAGACACAGCGCAAGAGGAGCUGCAGCAGGACCAAGUGACAGGUUCAGGGGACCAGACAGAGCAGGCUACAGCGUCCGGAUCUAGCUGCAAACGUAUCUUCCCGGGCUCUGGUAUU
Messenger RNA from Coregonus sp. 'balchen', 3837 nucleotides. The record is from the annotation of a GenBank genome assembly. NCBI's taxonomy places the organism in Eukaryota, Metazoa, Chordata, Actinopteri, Salmoniformes, Salmonidae.